AUGCACAUGCUGGAGCCGGCAGCCAGCCCGCCCAGCAAGGUGCUGAACGGAGCGGAGCAGAGCUACCACAACCUCCCGUCGGCACGCACCGAUGAGCAGGCCAUGCUGUCCUCCAUUCUCGCCAAAACAGCCAUCAACAUCAUUGACGUGUCGGCAGCGGAUUCCCAGGGCAUGGAGCAGCAUGAGUACAUGGACAGAGCCAGGCAGUACAGCACACGCCUGGCCAUGCUCAGCAACAACCUGACGCACUGGAAGAAGCUCCCACUGCUGCCAUCUCUGACUAACCAACCACACCAAGUGCUCGCCAGCGACCCUGUUCCCUUUGCAGACCUGCAGCAGGUGUCCCGGAUAGCUGCCUAUGCCUUCAGUGCACUCUCACAGAUCCGUGUCGACGCCAAAGAAGAACUGGUUGUACAGUUUGGCAUCCCCUGAAUCUGCCCCUACCACUGCUGCUUCAGUGCUUUGGGUU
This is a messenger RNA of Onychostruthus taczanowskii (white-rumped snowfinch), 469 nucleotides long. RefSeq names its product ragulator complex protein LAMTOR1-like. The record is from RefSeq and is a predicted model, not a curated record. NCBI's taxonomy places the organism in Eukaryota, Metazoa, Chordata, Aves, Passeriformes, Passeridae. Bases 1 to 432 code for a protein of 143 amino acids. The transcript has 5 exons. Gene Ontology annotation, cellular component: lysosome; late endosome membrane; membrane raft. Gene Ontology annotation, molecular function: guanyl-nucleotide exchange factor activity; molecular adaptor activity. Gene Ontology annotation, biological process: cholesterol homeostasis; lysosome organization; positive regulation of TOR signaling.